UCUCUCUCUCUCUCUCAGUCUUUUCCCACUUAUGUGGACGGAAGAUAUGGAUCUGGAGACGCGCUUCUUGGAAGACAGAGGGACUGGUAAAGGCAGAAGUAUUAAGGGGAGGGUUGAAUGGAGAGGAGCGAGGCACCGACGCACACCCCUCUCUCCGUGGCGCUCACACGCAGCCUGAUGUCGGGCCGCAGGGUUGGAUUCUGCCUCAGCGCGAAGAAGCGCAGGAGGGUCAACCUGGACGCGUUUGCAGACUUCUGUGCGGGCCAUGGCGUGGAAGUUGUGGAGAUCGACCUCGCUCAGCCACUGGCGCCCCAGGGACCCUUCGAUGUCAUCGUUCACAAACUGUCUGACGUCAUCGUGGAGGCUGAGCACGACAGCCAAUCACAGCAGCUCCUCGCCAACUUCCAGAGCUUCAUGUCCGCUCAUCCCAGCACAGUUCUUCUGGACCCCCUGCCCGCCAUGACCCAGCUGCUGGACCGCUUUGCCUCUUAUCGGAUCAUGAGCAAGCUGCACAAAUCACUCCGAGACUGGCGCGUCUGCAGUCCUCCUUACCUGGAGAUCCACAGUGACCUGUCGUCCGUUCAACACGCUGUGACGACGCGGGGCCUCAGCUUUCCUCUCAUUUGUAAAACCCGAGUGGCGCACGGCUCACUUUCCCACGAGAUGUCUCUGAUCUUCAGUGCAGGGAGUCUGGCUGAUGUCCACGCUCCCUGCGUGCUCCAGAGCUUCGUCAACCACGGAGCAGUUCUGCACAAGGUGUUUGUGGUGGGAGACAGACACUUCUGCGUCGAGAGGCCUUCACUCAAGAACUUCCCGUCUGGUCCUUGUGACAGGAAGACCAUCUUCUUCAACAGCCAUCAGGUGUCCAAACCAGAGUCGAGCUCUGAUCUCACAGCACUGGACGAGCAGAUGCCGGGCCUGCCCCCCCCCAGCUCUGAGGCCGUGGCCGCCCUGGUCAGAGAGCUCCGGGUUCAGCUUGGCAUGGCCCUGUUCGGCGUGGACAUCAUCAUCAACAUACACACACACACCCUCACCGUCAUCGACAUCAACAUCUUUCCAGGCUAUGAGGGAGUGCCUCAGUUUUUCCCGGCCCUGCUCAGCCACAUCGAGUCCGUGUUGGACGAACAGGCGACACAGACUACAGGAGCGGCUGCAACACCCGGCCUUUAAGUCCCUUCAGGAGCACAUCACGGAUUGUAUAUUGUUUAUUGGACAAAUUAAGUCAUUUUCACUGUUUUGUUGGGACCAAACUCGAGACUUUAAUAAGUUUAAUAAGAUAUUUAUAAGUGAAAUGACUGAUGUAAAUCACACUACUAAUUGUAUGUCGUUAAGUGAUUUGAAAACACAUGUUUAAUACACUUUCCGUUUAUUGAUUGACAGGUAGCAUAGAAGAAGAUACAGCAGGCACAGAAUACAGCACUCUGAUUGGCCAGUAAUAUUACAAAUGGUGUCUUUGUUCUCGUUUUAGUUCUCCCCUGUUGUUGGAAACACACACAUAUCCUACAUCUCUCUUGCUGGUUUGUAAGAUACAUGUUGUGGAAACAUGUUUUGCUCUAAUAUAGAAAAAAGAAAACGGUACAUUAAUUUUCCACCUCCUCUUUGGAACAGUAAGGAGCCCGUCAGUGUUGACUGAUCGUGUUAUAUCUCUACGUGUUUACACAAGUUCACCGCCCGGCUACUGUUCAAAUACAUAAAUGUACUGUAAAUCUUGGCUGUGUAGAAAAAGAGAUUAUAUCUGCUAUACGAGUACGCUAUGAUGCACUUUGAUAACAUAUUAAAAGACAUGAAAUUAUUCGUUAUUUGGCUAAUUAUUGCAUUCACAUGUGCUGUUGUCUAUAUUGUGUUAUUGCAGUAAGCAACCCAGUUAAUCCUGCCCUGUGUGCACUUCUACCCAGUGUCCUCUUGGGGGCGCUGUAGCUUCAUAUUUCCUAUGACCUUGGCUUACAGACCAUGAUAUCUGAUAUUUACACAAAGGACAUGACAGCCACGGAAACUGCGACGUAACACUACUGAGCGUGCAUCAAUGUUAUUGUCUGUGCUGCUGUUA
Molecule: messenger RNA, 2047 nt
Organism: Cottoperca gobio
Lineage: Eukaryota; Metazoa; Chordata; Actinopteri; Perciformes; Bovichtidae
Product: inositol-tetrakisphosphate 1-kinase-like
Exons: 10
Coding region: 118-1170 (350 amino acids)
Biological process (GO): inositol trisphosphate metabolic process
Cellular component (GO): cytoplasm
Molecular function (GO): magnesium ion binding; inositol-1,3,4-trisphosphate 5-kinase activity; ATP binding
Source: RefSeq, a predicted model, not a curated record